ACCCUAUAGUAUAUAGCAUGAGUUCAACAAGCAGGGCAUGGAUGGUAGCCGGAACAGUUGGGUUGGUUGAAGCACUCAAAGAUCAAGGUUUUGCACGGUGGAACUACACCAUCAGGACCAUCCACCACCACGCUAAGUCCAAUCUCCGGUCAGUCACCCACACCAAGCACCUUUCUUCUCCGGCAGCCAUGGCUUCAACGGGUUGGAAAGAAGAAAAGGCUAAACAAUCAGAAGGGUCGUUGAGAAAAGUCGUGUACUUGAGUUGUUGGGGUCCUAAUUAAAUAAAUAACCUUUUGUUUAAUUAUAGGAUAAUUUGAUUGUACAUGAUGUUAUAAAAGAUUUUCUCAUAUCAGAAUUCUGCAAAGACUUUGUUAUGUUUU
Molecule: messenger RNA, 380 nt
Organism: Helianthus annuus (common sunflower)
Lineage: Eukaryota; Viridiplantae; Streptophyta; Magnoliopsida; Asterales; Asteraceae
Exons: 1
Coding region: 18-281 (87 amino acids)
Source: RefSeq, a predicted model, not a curated record